AUGGUGCUCGCCAUCGUCCUCUUUCAGAGGCAGCAACCACCUCCACCUCCACUCCACCACCCACCCUUCCCUUCCCGACCACGCACGCACGUACACUGCCCCAGCCCAGCAACCAAAACCCAGUCGCCAAGCCAAAGCCAAACGGGAAUCCGCGAGCACCAGCACCAGCACCAGCACGAGCAGAGGGGCGGAGCAGAGGAAGCCACGCCACACCCGGAUCGCGCCGCCAUGCCGCUCGCCGACCCCGCCCACGGCCCGGACCUACAGGAGCAGCUGUCCCCGUCCACGGAGGCACUCACCCAGUCCGCGCAGCCGGAGUCCAGGCUCCGGAGCCUCAACCCGGGCCCGAUACCCAUCCCGGCCGCCCCGACCUCCAGAUCGCUCCUCGACAAGGUUUCGGAUCAAAGAGAUGUCAUAGCCUCGCAUCAAAGUGAAAAUGGCACCAUCUCUACAGUUAGCUCCACUGUUAGUUCAGUCGAAUCAGAGAGAGCAACUUAUGAAUUCCUUGCUCAAACGCCUAUCAAGUCAACUGAUGCGCACCUUGUGGAGUUUUCAGAGGCUAUGAGAACUGUUGCAAAGGCAUUGCGACAAGUUGCUGAAGGGAAAGCUGCUGCUCAGGCGGAGGCGGCAGAAUGGAAACGUAAAUAUGAGUUAGAGACGGCACAAAAGCAACAAAGUAAAAUGAAAGAUUGUGGCAGUUGCACCGAUGAUAACCUAGAGAAACUGGCCAGACAAAUAACACUUGAGACACCUGGAUCUGAUCAAACAGCAUGUUGUGGCAACCAUGAGAUAUGUUCACACGAGGUUCUCCGGGACGAAGUUCCUGGAUCUAGCCGAAGAUCUAGUCACAAGAUGGUGGGAAGAAAAGCAUCAUUUAAACUUUCAUGGGGAUGCAAUGGCAACAAAAACGGCCAGCACAAGCAUGACUUUGUUUCCUUUGAAAAAGGAGACAUUACAACAGCAGAGCGCAGUAAUAAACAGAUCUUACUGAAGUGGGAAUCCCAGCCACAAACAGUUCUUUUCAUAACCAAACCUAACUCCAACUCAGUUCGUGUUCUUUGUGCUGAAAUGGUCAGAUGGCUUAAAGAGAACAAAAAUAUUAAUGUCUUGGUGGAGCCAUGGGUUAGCAAAGAACUCCUAACACAAGAUACCGACCGCAACUUGGUGCAAACAUGGGAUAAUGAUGAGGAGACAAAGAUGUUGCACACAAAGGUGGAUCUCGUUGUAACUCUUGGAGGUGAUGGAACUGUCUUAUGGGCUGCAUCAUUGUUCAAAGGACCUGUACCUCCGGUUGUUGCCUUCGCCAUGGGGUCACUGGGUUUCAUGACACCUUUCCCAAGCGAGCAAUACCGUGAUUGCUUGGACAAUGUUCUGAAGGGACCUUUUAGCAUAACAUUGAGAAACCGUCUGCAGUGUCAUGUAAUCCGCGAUGCAGCGAAGGAUGAACUCGAGACCGAGGAGCCAAUCCUAGUAUUGAACGAAGUUACAAUUGACCGCGGAAUAUCAUCUUACCUUACCUACCUGGAGUGCUACUGUGACAGUUCAUUUGUUACAUGUGUACAAGGGGAUGGGCUCAUCAUAUCAACGACAUCAGGAAGCACAGCAUAUUCACUAGCAGCCGGAGGAUCCAUGGUUCAUCCACAGGUCCCCGGGAUCCUUUUCACGCCGAUCUGUCCCCACUCCUUAUCGUUCCGGCCGUUGAUACUGCCCGAGUAUGUGACUCUCCGCAUACAAGUGCCAUACAACAGCCGGGGGCACGCCUGGGCAUCUUUCGAUGGGAAGGACCGGAAGCAGCUGGCCCCCGGCGACGCCCUCAUCUGCAGCAUCUCCCCUUGGCCCGUUCCGACGGCCUGCCUCGUCGACUCGACCACCGAUUUCCUCCGCAGCAUCCACGAGGGCCUCCACUGGAACCUCAGGAAGACGCAAGGGCCGCUCGAUGGCUCCGCGUGAUUGCUACAUGGGUGAUGAUGCGUUUGAGCUUGGCAAAGCAAGGCGCCAUGGAUUUGUUGUCUGAAGAAAUGGUUUCCUCCAAGCCCAGCUAACUACACCGAGAUGAUAAGUGUACCAAUGAGAGUCUGUCCUGGAUACAGGCCUCCUUUACUGUUGAUUCUAUACGUAUAGAAGUUUGCGCUUAGAAAUUGGAGC
Messenger RNA from Lolium rigidum, 2145 nucleotides. Its product is annotated as probable NAD kinase 1. The transcript has 11 exons. Gene Ontology annotation, molecular function: NAD+ kinase activity. The record is from RefSeq and is a predicted model, not a curated record. Gene Ontology annotation, biological process: NADP+ biosynthetic process; NAD+ metabolic process. Lineage: Eukaryota; Viridiplantae; Streptophyta; Magnoliopsida; Poales; Poaceae. The coding region runs from base 1 to 1950 and encodes 649 amino acids.